CCAUCCGGGUGUUGCUGAGAGGAAAAGCUCACGCAGAAUGGAAAGUGGUUGUCAGUGGUGACAGAAGGACGGUCAAAGAUGAUCACGUUUUCAUUGACGACAGAGCUGUUAUAUGGGGGAAAGAGAAGUUAGAGGGUAAUAUGCCUAUCCUGCCGAGGGGACGCCACUCCUUCCCCUUCCGGUUCCAGCUUCCCGAGAGUGCCCUUCCUUGUAGCUUCGAGUCCCGGUCCUGUACCGUCCGGUACUACGUCAAGGUCACAGUGGAUAUCCCAUACGCUUCUCCACCACAAGGCAUGAAGUACUUCACCGUCAUAGGACCCCAUAUAGAUUGCAUGGAUGAGCAGUACCUGAAACCAUUGAUGGGUGCAGAUCAAAGGGCCACCUGCUGCUUAUGUUGUCGUAGAGGUGUUGUCAGCGUCCGGAGUACCUUGGAAAGGUCAGCCUACUGUUGCGGGGAGAGCAUUCGGCUCAAAGCAGACAUUGACAACCAGAGCGAAGAGGUUCUCAGGAUCAAGCUCAAACUGGUACAGUAUGUAGAAUAUUUCAUCGACCGAGGAGUACUGGGAAUGUCUAAAGAAGUUAACCAUGUAGUGCUGGAAUACAGGGGGGACCCCAUCAGUCCCAAUACAAGGUCCAAAUUCGACAGUUCCUCUAGUCUGGUUGUCCCCGUCAUGCCACCUACACUUAUCGGUGUCUGCCGCCUUCUACAGAUAUAUUAUGUUCUUAAGGUGUGGGUGGAAAUGGAAAAGUCCGGAGAUGAUCUUCACAUGAAUUUUCCAAUCACGAUAGCUACCUGUCCUUUCAGAAUUCCCAAUUCAAACCAACAGCCAAAGAUAGAAUAUGAAAUGUGUUGCGACCAUGUGGAAGGUGGAAUGUACAUCGGCCCUGAGUUCUUAUUGGGGCAAGUAUACGACGGGACUCUGGGAUGCGUUGAAGAAGGUGAAACUGUGGUGUUGUACCGACCUGUUUACGUCUGUGUCAAGAACAAGAACAAGACAGACCAGAGUUCCUCUACUAGAACAGAAGAUUCUACGACUACUCCCAAGUCACCUAAACCCGAACCCGACAGCAGAAGCUCUCAGGCACUCAUAUAAAAUGUACUUAUAUUUUGAGAAUUAGAACUGGUGACAUGGUAGUCCAUCUUCGAGGAUUUAUUUUUCUGCAGUUUCCAGCAAGUUAAGUAACCAUUCUUUUUUCCGAACCACAGCAUCUGCAAAUCCAUCUGUUUAGUUUGGGAUUUAUAUCAGCAUCAUAGUACCACAUCCGUCUUCUGUUUGAAAGUGUCUACAAGCUGUGCUUAAUAGUAAAGUGUGAUCUGCUCAACUGAAAACUUUUCUAGCGCAUCAUUUCAUUUUUAAAUUCCUCAAGCAUUUGAGCACGUAAAUCCAAAAGUAUCCCGAGCUGUUUCAGCUCACAAUUCGUAAUAUGACUCAUUCUUCUGAAGUUUUUAAUGAGGACGAGGAUGCUUCAAGAACUGAACUGAAGAGAGAAGCAUUUAUUAACCACCUAAUAAUUCAUAAUUUUGGAAGUUUCGUGGCACUGCAAACUGUAAAUCUGUUGCAGAGCUUAUUUGGCAGCUGAUUUAAUACAUUUUCUGAAGCACUUGAUAUCGUUCCUCUUCAACUGCAUUGUGUGUUACUGCAUAAAGCAUGUAUUUUUAAUUUUGUGUUGUUUUAUUUGUAAAUAUUCUAAAAGAGUUGAUAUGCUAGAUUAUCUGUAAAAAUGCUUCAUGUUGCCUAUAUUGAUAUCUAUUUAAUGUCAUUAUUUGAAGAACCAUGUUCAUUAUCUCUAUUUAAAUCUCUAAAAAUAUCAGAAGUAGCCUCAGGAUUACAUUUUUGUUAUAAAUACUCUUAUUACAAUGAAACUAAAGUAUUAUCACAGUAAUUCUAAAUUUCAUUAUUAUUGUAAAAAUAGCUAAAAAUAUUGUUUAACUGCACUAAAACCUUAAGAUAGUUUUAGAACUGAACACUAAACGAAGCGUUUUGAUUACAUUAAUAAAACAGCAUAUUCCUGAUACUUAUUUCUAGUAAAUAUUUAAUCUUUAUAAGUCAUGUCUUAUGGAAGAAGCCUUUCACAAAACGUAUACCUUAACGACUUUCGAUCAGUUGAUGUCAUUCAGUUUUACAUCUUAGAUGUAUAGUUUCCUUAAAUUUCACUAAGCAUUUCAGAAAAAUGACGUAGGCUCAAUGUAUGCUGAAUGCAACUUUUGCUAGAUGGUGAUCUCAAAUGAUAGAUUAAAUACAUUUUGAGAGACCCGUUCAGACUAUCCCUCGAAAUGCUUUCGUCUGAAGCUGGAUUUUGCCUAUUGAACGAUGGCAUGAUUAUCUUACAUUUACGACUAAUAAGACUUGAAUUAUAUGAUAAAAUUUAAUUCUGGGCUGCUGAGACAUCAGUUGAACACAUUGCCGUCUUUCCCUUCUGAUCUUGAGAAAAUGAACUUGAUGCUUCAACCAUUGAUUUACUCAUUAUUCUGUGGUGUUCUUGUUAAAAUAUGUUUUGUGGUAUCUUGGCUGUGCAUGAAUUAACAGUUACUGCAUUAUUGCUGGAGUGCCUGACAAAAUAAUUUGUAACCUUUUGGCAGCUUAACCAAAAAUCAUUGAACCUUUGUAAAACGUGUUGAUAAUGUCUUCAUAAAUAUGAUUCGCUUUGUCGCACUCAUUCGUGGGCCUUGUUGGGCAAGUCUUGUGAUUUUUCAUUAAUAUUGGGUCUUAUGGACAAGUCUCGUAUUACAAAGUAAAUUUGUUGAAGCCUUUGAAUCUAAAAGAAAACCUUUGUGUACUGUGAAAAAUGAACUGUGGAACCAUUCAUGUGGACAUAUGUCAUUAACAAUAUACUUUCAUUCUCAGCAAACUGUGCAAUAUUCAUUGUAGUUAAAUUCGGGAUGGCCAAUGUCAAAGCUGUCUCCUAUAUGAUAUUGAUGGAACUCCAAAAGGGCGAGUUUUUCGCAGGUCAGAGAUGUAUCCCCGCCUUACAUAAUUGUGCAGCUCGCCUUUGAUUCAGCCAAAAUGGCGCCAAGCGAAAUUCUACAUAAUAUAGACAUCGAAUGUGGAUUUCUUUCCUCUCUGGACUUUUAGAAAAACUGAAUAAUGGCUCCUCAAAGUAUAUAUAUUUAAGAAAAGGAUCGUUCUCCUUAUUUGCACACAUUGAAAAUUAGAUAGCUAAAAAGGAGGAACAUUAAACAGAGGAAAUAUAAAUCUGUUGGCAAACUUACAAAUGAACUUAUUUACUAAGUGUUGGAAUUUCUUUUCUUUUUCAGAACAAUGUAAUUAAAAGCAGUUUUAUUGCCGAUGUA
Stegodyphus dumicola is the source of this 3292-nucleotide messenger RNA. Its product is annotated as arrestin domain-containing protein 2-like. Gene Ontology annotation, biological process: protein transport. The record is from RefSeq and is a predicted model, not a curated record. Gene Ontology annotation, cellular component: cytoplasm. NCBI's taxonomy places the organism in Eukaryota, Metazoa, Arthropoda, Arachnida, Araneae, Eresidae.